Messenger RNA from Urocitellus parryii (Arctic ground squirrel), 1626 nucleotides. RefSeq names its product BCL2 family apoptosis regulator BOK (gene Bok). Gene Ontology annotation, molecular function: BH domain binding. The record is from RefSeq and is a predicted model, not a curated record. NCBI's taxonomy places the organism in Eukaryota, Metazoa, Chordata, Mammalia, Rodentia, Sciuridae. Gene Ontology annotation, biological process: release of cytochrome c from mitochondria; regulation of apoptotic process; intrinsic apoptotic signaling pathway in response to DNA damage. Gene Ontology annotation, cellular component: mitochondrial outer membrane.
CGGUGCGUUCCGCGCUGCCGGGCUGGGACCAGAACCCCCAGCGCGCGGGAAGCGGCGGGACCCUGCGCGUCGGUCCGGGCGCACGCUGGAGGGCGCGAAUGGCAGGCCGGAGGCCGGCGGAGGAGGCGCGGAGCACAGCCUGAAGCCUACGCGCYCGCGACAUGCAGCGGGAGAGGUGCGGCGCCCCCCGCCCGCGUGCCGGUCAUGGAGGUGCUGCGGCGCUCCUCGGUCUUCGCCGCCGAGAUCAUGGACGCCUUUGACCGCUCGCCCACCGACAAGGAGCUGGUGGCCCAGGCCAAGGCGCUAGGCCGGGAGUACGUGCACGCGCGGCUUCUGCGCGCCGGCCUCGCCUGGAGCGCGCCGGAGCGCGCGGCGCCGGCCCCCGGCGGCCGCCUGGCCGAGGUGUGCGCCGUGCUGCUGCGCCUGGGGGAUGAGCUGGAGCAGAUCCGGCCCAGUGUGUACCGCAAUGUGGCCGGCCAGCUGCACCUCUCCGUGCAGUCGGAGCCCGUGGUGACAGAUGCWUUCCUGGCUGUGGCAGGCCACAUCUUCUCUGCAGGCAUCACGUGGGGCAAAGUGGUAUCCCUGUACGCAGUGGCUGCAGGACUGGCUGUGGACUGUGUGCGGCAGGCCCAGCCCGCCAUGGUCCACGCCCUGGUGGACUGCCUGGGGGAGUUUGUGCGCAAGACCCUGGCAGCCUGGCUGAGGCGGCGUGGUGGAUGGACUGAUGUCCUCAGGUGCGUGGUCAGCACGGACCCUGGCCUCCGUGCACACUGGCUGGUGGCUGCGCUCUGCAGUUUUGGCCGCUUCCUGAAGGCUGCCUUUUUCAUGCUGCUGCCGGAGAGAUGAGCUGCCCAUCUGGACAGGAGCUGUGGCUUGGCCCCCUGGGUCCAUCCCUGGAGGCCAGCCACACCUGGGAAGCCUCUCUCCUCUCUGAGCCCCAUCCCUCUGCAGACCCAGGUCCCUGGAGGGGUAAGUGGAGAGGGCGGCCUUCGGUGCAGCUGUGGCCCUGCUGGGGGACCCUGCAGCACCUGCUCCCUGAUGCCCCUGCCUCAGGAAGGGCCAUCCCAGAUACCAGCUGGCUGUGGUCCUCGGGGGCUGCGGGCCCUGCACAGUCCAUCUGAGGAGUCUCUGCCUGCUGAAGUGGGAGGACUGAGCGCUUGGACCAGCUGUCAACAGCCUAAGGCUCCCAGGCUGGUGGCCGCGCCCAUUUCUAGAAGGGGGAAGUGCCCUGACCGCGGUGGAAUACUCAUGUAGGUUCCAGGCCAGUGUCCUGACCGCGGUGGACCUGUGAUCCUGUGGGCAAGUGGGACCCCCGGAGCUUCACCUCGGUGGAGGACGAUUGUGUGCCCGGCUUUCCUUGUGUCCCCCUCAUCCGGCUCCCAGAGAACCUGGACACCAGGAAGCCCAGCCCCGUGGAGUGCCCUGGAGUCCAGGCUGGCCCAGGCGGGGUCCUGUAGCCCCAGCAGCCCAGCCCUGCUGAGUGGGGCCUGGGAGGCUGCACUCAGUGCCCUUCCUCUCUGGCUCCUGUCCCCACCUGGCAGCUCCACUGGCUAACAGCCUGUCCCCAGGCCAGGAGCUGGAGCCUGCCUGCCUGGCAGAGAGGGCCCUGCAGCAAGCAGCCCCAGG